Trematosphaeria pertusa is the source of this 3012-nucleotide messenger RNA. RefSeq lists its product as uncharacterized. The record is from RefSeq and is a predicted model, not a curated record. The coding region runs from base 1 to 3012 and encodes 1003 amino acids. The transcript is spliced from 2 exons. Lineage: Eukaryota; Fungi; Ascomycota; Dothideomycetes; Pleosporales; Trematosphaeriaceae.
AUGGCCGCCCCGCCGUCGAUACCGCCGCGCCCAGCGCGAGCCCAGAACAGCUCCGCGAGCUCAAAUCUCAUGGACGUGCCCAAGAUCCCUCCGCGCCCGAGGCGCGGCGCCGACCGCUCCGUCUCUCCCCACCGCGACACGUAUGCCCGCUCGCCGCUGAACGACCCCUCCUUCAUACACAAUGGCCAGCACAAGGAGAGCCAUCUCAGCGCUGAGGUGCCGCCCCGCCCGCCGAGCGUUAGCCUGCCCUCGCUCGGCGAGGAAGGCAUGGAGUACGCCAGCCUGGAAGACCUCUCCCGCACGCUCACGAACCAGAGCGAGAGCUACCCGCAGCAGACUAAGCAGGUGGCAGGCGACCUGCCUCUGUACGCCCCCACAGCUUCCGUUCCGAGCUCCACCGCGAAGAGUAGAAUUCAAACGGUGACGCGCACCGACUCCUCGCAGGCUGCGGCCGCCGGCCUCGGGAAGCUGAUGCCAGACGAGAAGUCUGUCUACACAGACUCUGGCCGCUCCGUCUCCUCCCAUGGCGGAAAUACUCGUCCCAGCUCAGUGUACAAGGACAAGGACGAGGACGAACACGGCAUCCCGGAAAUCGGCGUUCAGGUGCCCAUGUACCCGAACGCGGGAGAUGUACAAGCGCCGACUCCCUCGCCCUACGAGCAGAAUAGGGCAAGCAGCGGCAUCGGAUUCUUCAACAAGGAGGGACAGCCCACUUCCCGCCAUCACGGACGUACCAAGAGCGGCCGGGAGAUCUUCCACGGUCCUCCCGGCAGCUAUGGCCGCCAUGGCCAUGGCGUCAUCCCGAAGGACGAGUUCGAGCAGCAGUGGUACGCGAAGCACCCGGAUGACCUUAAGCGCGAGAAGGCCGGCGAGUACGGUCCGCAUAUUCAAGAGAACCGCAAGGACUACCACUGGCAAUCGGAGAAGCUUGAGAAGCUGGUCCACGUUGCAGGCGCCCAGGGAAUUGGAAUGGGUACUUCCAGGGAAGCUAUUGGAACUCCUGACGAGCAGAUCGGCUAUAUGGCCAGCGAAGAGUUUGCCUCCAGGAUGGCGUCUCCGCGACCCCAGUCCGGUCGCCCUGCAUCCAUAAGCGGCAAGAGCGCGAGCGCGCCCUCCAUCCAAUCUCCUCUCAGCCAGGCGAAUUUCCCCGCUGAUGCUCUUAAGAAGCAGGACACUCAGGAGGACGAGGACGAGGAGGUGAUCCACAUUGACCCUCCAUCGCGCCGUGAGAGCAAGAUUCAUGGUGGUGGCUAUGACCCGCCCACGGAAGACCUCGGCCCCAAGGGAGGAAACACAGAAGAGGAAGGUGGAUGGGUGUCAGAGCGUGGCUAUGGUGUUCCCAUCCUUGCUUCUGAUGAAAUCGAGAAGCAUCCCGAAGCCGAGUACAGGCUGCCUGCUGUCUCGCCGGAGCUGGAGCGUAGCCGAAGCGGCGAAUAUACCGUGAAUGAGGAUGGCACUCCUCAAUAUAUUACGAAGCCGCGAGCCCAUAGCAGGGACUCCAGCAGGAAUAACAGUAUGUCGGGCGUGCAACGAUUCAUUCCGAGUCCAGCUCAAUUCGACAAGAGUGGCACUCCUCUGGAGUCCACAAAGGAGUACGAGCCACUGUUCCCUGAGGAUGAAGCUCCCAAGAAAGCCAAGUCGUCCGUCGACAAGCUCAAGCGCCCGGAUCUUGCCCGCCACCACUUCCCUAGCCAAGAUGUUUGGGAAGAUUCUCCCAGUAGCCACCACCUCGAGACCACCGUUGAGACUCCUCAAGCUCCUGAAGAGCCGGGGACUCCUGGCGAUGUCGGCCCUGCCAAGGUAUUUGAGAAACCAGAGAGCGAGCAAGCACGCAAAGAGUGUAUCACAAAAGAAGACCAACAGUCCUUCCUUCCUGAGCACACGAAGCGAUUCGCCAAUAAGAAUCUCAACAAAGAGCAUCUUGCUGCACUCACUCGCCCGGGCAUGCAACAACGCUUUCCGAGUCAAGAUAUCUGGGAGGAUGCUCCUGAGUCACACUCCAGGUUAGAGACCAUUGUUACCACACCCCAGAUGGAAGAAACGGGGGAACACGCCGAUGAUUCACCGGUCGUCGAGAAGCCUACAAUCCCAGCUCGACCUAGCAUUCCGGCGAGACCCGCGAAAGCGAAAGAGAUAUCCCCCGUGGAGAAGAAAGGACCCGUUCUUCCCGAAAGACCUAAACCGCAGGUUCCCUCGCGGCCUAGCAAACCUCUCACCAAGUCAUCCGAAAAGGUCCCCACAUUAGACUCACAGGAGAAUACCGAGACCGCACCUCAACCUAAAGCGAAACCCCCAGUGCCAUCUCGCCCAGCUGGCUCCAAGAUCGCUGCCCUGCAAGCUGGUUUCUUGAAGGAUCUCAACAACAAACUUGGUCUUGGCCCUCAAGCGCCAAAAGUCAAGGAACCUGAGCCGGAGAAGGAGGAAGAGCCACCGAAACCACUGCAAGAUGCGCGAAAAGGUAGGGCUAAGGGCCCACAGCGGAGGAAACCGACCAGCUCACCAUCUCCGGCGGCCGCGGCGACCGUGACAGCAGAGGUUGCGGUGCCUAGACAGAAGCUGGAGAUUGCUCCGAUCACUACUGUAUUCAGCAUCGGCGACGAUCUUGAGGUGGAUGUCCCGGCUGCGCAGAUGGCUGCCAAGUUGCAUGCGGUACUAAUGCCUUCUGAGGAAAAGGAAGAACCAAAGGCGUCUGAAGACGUUCUCGAGAGGGAAGUUCAUGUUGACCCCGGCGAAGCCGAUCUGGAAAAGACUACCAUCAAGGAGGCUGAACCGAGCUCAGCAGACGUACCCAAGGAGGCGCUGGAUGAGCCUAUCGAAGGCCAAACGGCUGGCAAAUCAGAGCCCAUCACCGCUGAUCCGGCUGAGGUGGAGGUAGAGGUUGAGGAUAAGGUGGAGGGUGGGGUCUCAUUAUCGGAGAAGAAGGAGCUAGAGGAAGAGAUUAGAGCCGAGGCCUCGGAGAAGCUGGAGAAGGGCGGUGGUGAGGAGGCUGCUAAGGAUGCUACACCAGCGUAG